AUGCAAAAUCAUACAUCAGUGACACUGUUUAUCCUAGUAGGAUUGACAGAGGACCCACAAAUGAAAAUUGUGCUAUUUAUCUUCCUCCUCCUAACCUAUUUGCUAAGUAUCUCUGGCAAUCUGAUUAUCAUCACUCUCACCUUGCUGGACUCUCAUCUCAAGACACCUAUGUAUUUCUUUCUUCGAAACUUUUCCUUGCUAGAAAUAUCUUACACGACAGCCUGUAUCCCCAAAUUGCUUGUUACCAUGGCAACUGGAGACAAAACCAUUUCAUAUAACUGCUGUGCAGCUCAGUUAUUUUUUGCCUUCCUUCUUGGUGCAGCUGAAUUUUAUCUCCUGGCCGUCAUGUCCUAUGAUCGUUAUGUUGCUAUCUGUAAGCCUCUGCAUUACACAACCAUCAUGAACAGCAAUAUCUGUAUCCAGCUGGUUCUUGGCUCUUGGACAGCUAGUUUCCUCAUGAUUUUUCCAGGACUCAUUUUGGGGUUAGACCUGGAUUUCUGUGACUCCAAUAUCAUUGAUCAUUUCUACUGUGACAUAGUUCCUAUUCUGCAAAUCUCCUGCACAGACACACAUUUGCUGGAAAUGAUGAGUUUCAUAUUGGCUUUGGUGACUCUCCUGGUCACUUUGGUAUUAGUGAUUUUAUCAUACACAUACAUUGCCCUGACAAUUAUAAAAAUCCCUUCUGCCAACCAGAGAAAAAAGGCUUUUUCCACUUGUUCUUCCCACAUGAUUGUCAUCUCCCUCUCAUAUGGCAGCUGCAUCUUCAUGUACAUUAAACCCUCAGCCAAGGAGAGAAUAUCUUUAAUGAAGGGAGUUUCAGUGGUCAAUACCUCUGUUGCUCCACUUCUGAACCCUUUCAUUUACACUUUAAGGAACCAGCAGGUAAAACAUUCAUUUAAGAACUUGCUACAAAGGAUUCUGUCUUUAUCUAAGAAGUAG
Messenger RNA from Orycteropus afer afer, 939 nucleotides. Its product is annotated as olfactory receptor 6C74-like. Gene Ontology annotation, molecular function: G protein-coupled receptor activity; olfactory receptor activity. Gene Ontology annotation, cellular component: membrane. Bases 1 to 939 code for a protein of 312 amino acids. The transcript has a single exon. Gene Ontology annotation, biological process: G protein-coupled receptor signaling pathway. The record is from RefSeq and is a predicted model, not a curated record. NCBI's taxonomy places the organism in Eukaryota, Metazoa, Chordata, Mammalia, Tubulidentata, Orycteropodidae.